Salvelinus fontinalis (brook trout) is the source of this 1560-nucleotide messenger RNA. Its product is annotated as dnaJ homolog subfamily C member 5-like. The transcript has 6 exons. The record is from RefSeq and is a predicted model, not a curated record. The coding region runs from base 324 to 908 and encodes 194 amino acids. NCBI's taxonomy places the organism in Eukaryota, Metazoa, Chordata, Actinopteri, Salmoniformes, Salmonidae.
GUCUAGAUUGGAACACACUACAAAGUAAACAGGCAACACAUUCCUUGGUAGGAGACCGUUGUUGCAACAAUAACAAUACAGACAAUGUUCACGAUACUGUACAGUUAUGUGUAUGUGCAGAAUUUGAACGUGACUGCAUUAACUGAUCAAGGAGAACGGUUCAUGUUGUACAGGUUCAGGGUGACAUUGCAAAUUGAUACCACCUGCAGGAUUCCCAUACGACUCAUGAAUCUGAAAGAAGCGAUUCAACAGCUGGUUACUAGGGGCGACUGAAGCACUGGAGCUGACGGCCUGGACAGAGGAACAGGUAAUGGUGAGAAAAGAUGUCAGAGCAAAGGCAACGUUCCCUGUCCACCUCAGGAGAGGCCCUCUAUCUGGUCCUGGGCCUCGACAAGACCUGUACACCAGAUGACAUCAAGAAGUCCUACAGAAAACUUGCUUUGAAAUAUCAUCCAGACAAGAACCCAGAGAACCCGAACGCCACAGAUAAAUUCAAGGAGCUCAACAAUGCCCACUCCGUGCUGUCAGAUGCCUCCAAGAGGAACAUCUACGACAGCUAUGGCUCCCUCGGUCUGUACGUGGCACAGCAGUUUGGAGAGGAGAAUGUCAAUGCUUAUUUCAUGCUCUCCAGUUGGUGGGCAAAGGGUCUGUUUGCGGUCUGCGGCGUGCUAACAGGCUGCUACUUCUGCUGCUGCCUGUGCUGCUGUUUCAACUGCUGCUGUGGGAAGUGUAAACCCAAAACUCCUGGAGAGGAGGACCCCGACACCUACGUGUCCCCUGAAGACCUGGAGGAGCAGAUCCGCACAGACAUGGAGACAGACGCUGACGACGUCCCCAUAAUACAGCAGCCAACCAAUGCAAGCGAGAGGACCGGGUUGAUUGGUGACGGACGACGGGCCUAUACCUAACACAACUGAGAAGAAAGAUCGGAGGACUGGUGAUGUCAUAGGGAUUCCAGAACUGGCUUUAAAUACGUGUAUUUGAUUAUUUGUUAUUUGAAUACUUAUUUUCAAUGUAUUUUAGUAUUUUCAAAUAAUGUGGCCCGAAUCAACUACAACUAAGUAUUUGAAAGUGUUUUCAAAUAAUUUCCUAUAAAUAGCCUACUAUUUAACUUGCUUCAAAAACAAUUUUCAAAUACCUGGUUUAAACGCAUGGGAGUGUAUUUCAGUCAUUUUAUUUCAGUAUUUUCAAAUACAUUACAAUAUUCAACUACUUGUCUUUUCAAAUAAGACAUAUCUACUUACUUCCAAAUGUAUUUGAAAGUAAUUUAAACACCCUAAAUAGUAUUUGAAACAAGGUCUGAGGGGAUUCAUUCCUUGACCUGGUAGAUCCCAAAAGGGUUCCAAUUACAUUCCACCCCUUGACUACACUUUGUAAAUUCUGAAUGAGUGUUAGUUUGUGCGCAUUGUGUUUUGUGUUUGUUUGUUAUUUAUUCUGAACAAAAUACAAAGUAUCCCUAGAAUUGUGCAUUUAAAAGUGUGGCUGUGAAAGAAUUGAGAGAUGUCAGUAUUUUGUCAUGUGAGCAAUAAAGACUGCCCUUUUUGAAAUGUUACUUUAGCA